AUGGAUGUCUCUCGCAGGUUGGCGGGUGAAAACCAUGACUUCCGCAGGAGCACGCAGGUUCCUGCGCUCUGUACGAAACCGCAAGGGGGCAAGGGGAUGCGGCUAAAUGUGUUGCACGAAGGUGCAGUCCCCGCUAAUGACUUUCAUUCCGCUCAUCUUACUCCGUACGAGAUGGACGAGAUAAAGGGCUACUCGGAAGUAUAUUACGUUGGCCAAAAUUGUGACCGCAAGGUUCAGGCACCGGUGGAAGGAGGCCAUAACAAGGGGUAUGAUGAUGAAAGAGGGGACUACCUCAUCAGACUACGUGACCACAUCGCAUACCGCUACGAGGUUUUAAGCACACUGGGGAGUGGUUCCUUCGGACAGGUGGUUAAGGCAGUUGAUCACUGCAAGAACUGUACUGUAGCGCUAAAGAUUAUCCGCAACAGGAAACGCUUCACCGCACAAGCAAAGAUUGAGGUGCAGAUUUUGAGUCAUUUGAAGAAAGGUGACCCCUCAGGGAUCUACGGAAUAGUCCAAAUGAUUGAUAAUUUCACCUUUCGUUCCCAUGUCUGCAUUACAUACGAGCUGUUAGGAUGUAACUUGUACACUUACUUAAAGCAACGCAGGUUCAAGCCAUUGCCGUUAGACGUCGUUCGCAAGAUUGGGGCUGGUGUUCUCGUGUCUCUUUCCUACAUGUGGCGAGAGAACAUUAUUCAUUGUGAUCUGAAGCCGGAAAACAUACUCCUCAGGUCACCCAAUGACACGGCAGUGAAAGUGAUUGACUUGGGCUCCUCUUGCUUUGAAAACGCCCGUUUGUUCACCUACAUCCAAUCGCGCUUCUACCGUGCACCCGAGGUACUUCUAGGGUGUCCCUACUCCAGGUGCAUAGAUCUUUGGAGUUAUGGAUGUGUUCUUUGCGAGCUCGCCUCCGGCUACCCCAUUUUCCCAGGUGAAAGCGAGCAGGAACAGAUGGCGUGCAUAAUGGAGUUUUUAGGGACCCCGCCGCGUGAUUUUAUACUUCGUUCCCCGCGCAAACAUGAGUUUUUUGAAGCAAGCGCAAAUUAUUCACCCAAAUUAGUUCCCAACAGCAAACUUAAGAUACGCUUUCCGGGAACCAAGAAUAUUGCGGCGUUCCUUGGACUGCCGGAGGGAGAUCCAUUUGUCAGUUUCGUUAAGCUGUUCCUUGAGUGGGUUCCGGACUCGCGUGCCACUCCUCGGCGGGCGAUGAAGCACCCGUGGAUCGCUGAUGAGGUCAAUGAAUUAUUAAGUAAGCAAAAGCGGAACACAGCGGCCACUGGCGAAGAUGAUAGUGAGUCUAAGUUCCACAAAGCCCUUCCGCGCUUGCCUAAGAUAGGCAAACGUGGGACCGACAGAUGCGGGUGCUAG
Molecule: messenger RNA, 1368 nt
Organism: Trypanosoma brucei brucei TREU927
Lineage: Eukaryota; Euglenozoa; Kinetoplastea; Trypanosomatida; Trypanosomatidae
Product: protein kinase, putative
Exons: 1
Coding region: 1-1368 (455 amino acids)
Biological process (GO): peptidyl-threonine phosphorylation; peptidyl-serine phosphorylation
Molecular function (GO): protein serine/threonine kinase activity; protein serine/threonine/tyrosine kinase activity; ATP binding
Source: RefSeq, a predicted model, not a curated record